AUGGUGGAGCUGGGCUUUGAAUCGCUGGCCGCGGCCCGGGAAUGGCACGCGCUCAUCCAGGCGCAGCUGCAGGCGCAGGCGGCGGGGCAGCGCAACGGCACCGGCGACGGCGGCGAAGCGGUCGGCAACGGCGGCGCGCGCGAGGGGCCCUGGCGGGGGAUGGUGAGCCCUGAGGGCGACGACGCUGUCAGCGCUGUCGCGAGCCCCGACUCGUCCCUGCCGCUGCGGGUGCGGCCGCUGGCGGCGCUGGCGGCGCUGGCGGCGGCGGGGGCGGUCGCGGUCACGCGCGGUUUCUGA
Monoraphidium neglectum is the source of this 297-nucleotide messenger RNA. RefSeq lists its product as hypothetical. The record is from RefSeq and is a predicted model, not a curated record. Bases 1 to 297 code for a protein of 98 amino acids. Lineage: Eukaryota; Viridiplantae; Chlorophyta; Chlorophyceae; Sphaeropleales; Selenastraceae. The transcript has 3 exons.